CUUUCCCAGACUUCCUAUAUCAUGAAAUCUUCAAGGUAUAGAUGUAACACUGACGAUUCGUGUUUUCUCUGCUCAUGAUAGCCUCAUUGUAAUCUAGUCCAUUACAAUAGCGUGUCGGACAUUAUGGCUGCCCUCCCGAUAGCCAUUCCAGCUGUUACCGCCGCAGCCGCCUACCUCAACGCCCGCCUCGGUCUGGUCUACGACUGGGACCUUCUAUCCACCUACAUUCAUAGUGGGAUCGAGCAGCGCCUAGUCGCUGCCCGAGGCCACUCGAACCUCUUCUAUAUACUUGAAGGUCAUGCCAGGUCCUCUAACGCUACACAUCCCUUCCUCCUCUGGAACGGCAAAACAUGGACGUACGGCGAGGCAUACCAAAUGGUCCUGAAAUACGGCUCAUGGCUGAAGCGAGAGAAGGGUGUACAGAAAAAUGAGGUGGUGGCGAUGGAUUUCGUGAACUCGGAAGUGUUUAUCUGGAUAUGGUUCGGACUAUGGAGCAUCGGUGCCAAGCCUGCGUUCAUCAAUUAUAAUCUGACCGGGAAGCCGCUGCUUCAUUCGAUCCGGACUUCGACGUCAAGACUCGUCCUUGCGGACGCGGAGAUAAAAAAGGAAUUCACAGAUGAAGUUAUCGUCGAGCUGGCGGAUCCGAACUUCCGGGACGGGAAAGGCGAUGUAGAGCUACUUUUCUUUACCUCGGAGCUGGAGGCAGCCAUUGAGAGCGGUGAGGCCGUGAGAGAGCCUGACGAGGCGAGGUCUGGACAGGAGAUGCACGAUAUGGCCAUUCUGAUAUACACGAGUGGGACUACAGGACUCCCGAAACCGGCUAUAGUAAGCUGGUCGAAGGCGAGGCUGGGCAGCCGCUUCAUUGCUGGCUGGCUACCCCUGAAAAAGGACGAUAUAUUAUACACUUGCAUGCCCCUGUACCACUCCUCCGCCUCCCUCCUCGCCACCCUCAGCAUCCUCACGCGCGGCUGCACCCUCUCCCUCGGCCGCCGCUUCUCCCACCACACCUUCUGGCCCGCCAUCCUCGCUACCAACGCUACCAUCAUCCACUACGUCGGCGAAACCUGCCGCUACCUGCUCGCCGCGCCGCCGCGCCCCACCGACACAGCCCACUGCGUGCGUCUCGCCUACGGCAACGGCCUGCGCCCAGACGUGUGGGAGCUCUUCAAAGCGCGCUUCAACAUCCCCACCAUCUGCGAGUUCUACGCCGCCACUGAGGGCCCCAGCGGCAUGUUCAACAAGAGCACCAACGGCUUCUCCUCCGGAGCCAUCGGCCGCAACGGCGCGCUCGCGACGAUGUUCAUGGGGCCGGGUUUGGCAGUCAUCAAAAUAGACCCGGAGACGGACCCACCGGCUCCGCUGCGCGAUCCGAAAACGGGCCUAUGUGUGAUAGCGGGCUGGGACGAGCCGGGGGAGCUGGCGUAUAAGCUCGACCCGCAGAACAUCAAGGUGAAGUUCCAGGGGUACUUUGGCAACAAGGGCGCGACGGGGUCAAAGAUCCUGCGGGAUGUGAAGAGGAAGGGGGAUGCGUAUUUCAGCACGGGGGAUCUAGUAAGGUGGGAUCGGGAGAAUCGGUGGUGGUUUGUGGAUCGGAUUGGAGAUACGUUUCGGUGGAAGUCGGAGAAUGUGUCGACGGCGGAGGUGGCGCAGGCGCUGGGGCUGUGUCCUGGGAAUGUCGUGAAAGAGGCUGCGGUUUUUGGGGUGAAGGUGCCGAAUCAUGAUGGGAGAGCGGGCUGUGCGGCGGUCGUGUUGGAUGAGAGCCAUCAUGAGAAGACGGAGAAGGGGCUCAAGCCGAGGCCGCAUGCGUUGGUGGCUUUGGCGGGGCAUUUGGGGAGGUCACUGCCGAAGUAUUCGAUUCCGCUGUUCUUGAGGUUUACGAGGGAGCUGCAGACGACGGGGACGAAUAAGCAUCAGAAGACGGAGUUUCAGGCUGAGGGCAUUGAGGUGGGCGAUGUGGAGCAGAGUGGGGAUGUGUUGUUCUGGCUGGUUGAAAGAAAUGGUGAGAGGGUGUAUGAGAGGUUUGGGGUGUAUGAACUUGCUGCGAUUAAGGGCGGGAAUGUGAAAUUGUGAAGAGAAGAGAUGUAUUGGUACAGUACCACGAUAUAAGUCUAGGCAUUUCUGACAACUAACUGCAGUACCCUAAUGGGCUUUUGAAACUCUAAAGACGAUGUAAAGGUUAACGCAGUAGAAAUCAGGCUCCCUUUUGACCUACUAAAGACAUGUUAUUUAGGGCACUCCUUACAGCGGUGUCGAGAGAGCAAGAGAGAAGCUUAGUGAGCUGUCUGACUAUCUUGUAUUGGCGAAUGAAUAAUCUGAAGGCGAAGUCUCGGACUUCUGUAAGAGGGAUUGAUGGAGGGAGAUAGAAAUUAAAUCGAACUUCGUGAGCAC
This is a messenger RNA of Mytilinidion resinicola, 2388 nucleotides long. Its product is annotated as very long-chain acyl-CoA synthetase/fatty acid transporter. The transcript has 3 exons. Gene Ontology annotation, molecular function: long-chain fatty acid transmembrane transporter activity; long-chain fatty acid-CoA ligase activity. Lineage: Eukaryota; Fungi; Ascomycota; Dothideomycetes; Mytilinidiales; Mytilinidiaceae. The coding region runs from base 124 to 2070 and encodes 648 amino acids. The record is from RefSeq and is a predicted model, not a curated record.